CGAUGGACCUCGAGUCAACGACGCCACUCGUGCGCCGGCCAUCCCUGCAGGCGCUCGUCGCCAAGGCCGAGCCGCUCGUCGUGCAGAUCGACCCGGACUCGCCGUCGUACGGGACGCUGUCGCCGACGGCCGCGACGCCGGUCACUGAGAAGCGCAUGCGCGAAGUCGGCCUCAACGUCCUCGCCGGCGUCGUCGUCUUCCUCCUCUCGUCGACGAUCGCUGUCUCGUGCGCCAGCGUCGUUGUCGGCCACGACGGACCAUUGAGCAUGCACUUGGCCAAGGUCAUCGACAUGAACCUCCUCGGCACGUGCCUCAUGUGUCUGUACAUGAGCUGGAAAAGCCAAGCGCCAUGGGCCAUGGCCGCGAUCGACGUCUCUGUCGUGCCCGUCCUCGGCGAAAUGGCGCAGCACAUUACGAAGGCCCUGGACAACGACAUGACGACGGUGCUGCCAACGCUCUUUGUGGCCAUCGCGGUCGCAUCCAUCACGGUCGGGCUCUGCGUAUGCGCGGUCGGGCUGCUCCGCCUCUCGUCGCUCACGCACUACAUUCCGUUCCCAGUCAUCACGGGCUUUCUCUCGGGCAUUGGCGGUGUCUUGGUCAAGGACGGCAUGCACAUGGCAGCUCAAGAGAGUAUGUCAAUGACGCGCGAUUGCAUCCUCCUCGUGCUCCCCGCGCUCCUCUUUGCCACCGCGUCGCACAGCGCCGACCAUCUUCACGUACCACCGACGAUCUACCUGCCAUUGCUGCUUGUCGGGUCGGUCCUUGGCUUCCACCUCGUCGCAUUCAUUGGCGGCUACGAGACGAGCGCCAUGAUCUUUGACUGGACACCGACCAUGCUCGCCGAGACACCGCGCUGGUAUUCGUGGACGACCAUCGAGUGGGAGUUGGUGCAGUGGGGCGUGCUCUUCCACGCCCUCGGCCGCGGCCUCCCGACACUGCUACUCCUCGGUGCGCUCAAGUACUCGGUGCUCGUCCGGUCGCUCUCGUUCCUCUUCGAUCGGGACGUGCCAGUGGAUGCCGAAAUGAAGGCGAUUGGUGGUGCCAACAUUGUGAGCGGCGUGCUUGGCUGCACGGGCGGCUGCCACUACAUCUCGGCCAUGGGCCUCCUCGGCACAUUCAAAGCGCACCCGCGGAUCCCCGUGCUGCUCUGCGCAGGUCUCUUGCUCUUGUUGUGGGUCGUCGGGCUCGGGUCGCUCGUCUAUGUGCCAAAGUUUGUGUUUGGCGGGCUCUUGCUCCACAUUGGCGUUCAUUUUUUACUCAAGUACCUCGUGACGCCUCUGCGGUCGCUGCCCGGCAUGGAAGGCGGCGUCGUCCUUGCGGUCUUCCUCACGUUUCUAUCGGUCGGGACGCUUCAGAGCGUCGGCGUCGGCCUCGUGCUCUCGAGCAUCCACCUUGUCUUCCAGCUCAACGCGGUCGGUUGCGUGCGCUCGUACCACUUUGCAUCACCGAACGGGUUUGCGAUCCACCUCCAGGGGUACCUCUGCUUUGCGACUUCCAAGUACCUCGUGCACAAGAUCGAGAAGCUGUGGCGCACCCACCAUUUCAGCGUCUUGCACCUCGACUUUGAACAUGUGCUCGCGGUCGACAAUUCGUUCUUGCGCUCGUUUCGCCAAGUCGAAGCGUUUGCAGCCCGGCGCGAUCUGCGCAUCCAGCUCAACCGCAUGCCGGAAGCGCUCGCUCCGCUCUUCCCGACGCCCAUGUCGCACAAGAGCUCUGGCGACGUCGCGGCCAAACGGUCGCUCUGGCUCAAGCUCCUUCUGACGCGCGAGGUUGACGUCAUGGGCCGGCUCGUCGACGCCUACCGCCUCGAGCGCGCAAUUGAUUUUCUGGAGCUCCGGCUCCUCACCAAGGGCAGUCCUUUUGCUCCCGGUCUUGGCCGCUGGUGGUUUCUCUGCGCUGGCAACGGGGCGAUCGGCGACGUCUCUGUCGGCGCCGGCACCGUCCUCGACGGCACGCGGAUGCGGUCGCCGUUUGUCGCGUCGGCUACGUGCACGGUGCUGCAUCUGAGCACCGACGCAUGGCACGCGCUGCAUGCGCAGUCGCCCGAGCUUGCGAUAGGUGUCCUCGAGGCUGUCCAUGUACUCAGCGAGGAUCAUCGGCUCGCGUAAGCGACUGCCUCCACGAGGACGAUGCCCUGUCGUGACGUAAUAUCUGCACUACUUGAUACCUUGAAAGUUAUGACUCGACAAAAUACAUGGACAAGACGGAAUGGAGAAUGUAUGACGAAGA
Molecule: messenger RNA, 2229 nt
Organism: Saprolegnia diclina VS20
Lineage: Eukaryota; Oomycota; Saprolegniomycetes; Saprolegniales; Saprolegniaceae
Exons: 3
Cellular component (GO): membrane
Source: RefSeq, a predicted model, not a curated record